CUGCAAGAAAACACCAGCAGCACUCACUCUCUCCAUCACACACAUAUCAACAAUCCCUCAUUCACCAUGACUGCGAAAAACCGACACAAGACCAGCUCGAGCGAGAAGAGCGCUGCAUCCAUCCCGGAGGAUGCGUCGAAGAAAAGCCCAAAGAGCAGCACCAGCAACGGGGUGAGUGGCCCCGCACCUCAGGGGCCACGGUCAGGAAGUUGCAUCGGGCUCGUUUUGACCACGGUGUUUUAUUUAGGGUUGAUAGGAGCUGCAGGGUUUGCUGCUUUUUAUUUACAACAAGUAGUGGAGGAGGUCCGAGCGACCAGUGCGAGGCAUGAGGAGAGCGCACGGCAGAACGCAGAGCUGAGCAGCAAAAUGGAGAGUGUGGUUCAACAGGCGGAGUCUCUCAGGAGUAUCGUGGACGGGCUGGAGUCCUCACUGGGCAUUACACGGGUGGAGCUGGAGGGUGCUGUCGCCCGAAUGAAGCGGGGUGAGGUGGAGACGAGGAGAGUCGAUGAGGCCCUUCAGAAGCUCCAGAACAAUCUACUCAAAGACCUCUCGGAUGGCAUCAGCGAGGUAAAGGAGGCCAGAGAGCGGGACUUUUCAUCUCUGGAGAGGACUGUGGAGGAGCGUCUGGCUGAGGUGAGUCAGUCCAUCACAGCCAGUGUGACUGAGUUCACAGAAGCUCAGGGUGUGGCCCAGAGUCAGUUGGCUGAACUCAAAGCCAGACUGGGUGACAUGGAAGACCCUGCGCUCAUCAAACAGGAGCUCUCUGCCAUCGUCAGUGCUGUGGCUGAAAUCAAAACUGCCUCAGAGGCUUCAGACACUGCUUCAGAUUCCCUCAGGCAGCAGAUCAGUGCGGUGAGAGAGGAGCUCCAAAUUCGUAACAAGGAAGUCUCCUCGCUGUCUGACGAAGUGGAAACAGUGAGGUCUGUAGCACAGGAGCAUAUCGGGAGUCUGAGGCAGUCGAUCUCUGAAGCAGAGGCCGAAGUCCAGACUCUAAAGGACAAAAGUGAGACACUGGAGAGAGGCAUGGAGCAGGCGACUGAUGCUGUCCGUAACAUGGAGAAGCUGAGAAGUGAAGCAGCUGCUCAGGCCAAGAAAACCUUGGACGAACUGGAAGCUAGAGUCAAAGCAGCAGAGGAAAGCGGAGAUUCCCUCUCUGCAACCGUUUCAGACAUCAACACAAAAAUGGACUCACUGUUCAGCAAAUAUGACAGCCAUGAAAGCACCCUGACUGUGCAGGGACAAGCCCUGGAGAAAGUAAAAACAGGCCUUGAGCAGGGGAUUGAGACUCUGAAGAGCAGUUUGGAAGAGGUCAAGUCCAACAUGGCUGCUCUAACUGACUCCAAGACCCAGCUAACCUUGCAGGAUUCUAGCCUAAUGGGACAGAUGAGUGAUUUGGAGAAGAGGAUCGCCAAUCUGGAGGAUGGCGGCAAAGUGAAACCAGAGCAGCUGCAGAGUUUAACAAGUAUGGUGGCCAGUUUGGAAGCUAAAGCAGCUAAGCUAGAAGGCCACGAUCAGGCGAUAGCUGCACUACAGAAAUCUCUGCAGGAUACCACAAAGACACUGGCAGGUUUAUCCAAAUCCCCAGGCAAGAAGGGAAAGUAGAUUUAAUGUCAGGGAUAUGAUGUCAGGAAACCAAAACAUGGACGUUAACUAUUUUCAAAGGGUGCCUGUUGACCAUAUUCAAAUGGCGGCCAUUUCUCUCCAACGAAAAUGCUUUUUAACCGUCUUCCCACUAUGAUCCAGGGUAUAGGCUGAUCAUUUUUUUGCUUUCGGAUUGACCUGCAACCAAAAAAAAAAAAAAAAAAAAAAAAAUCAUUGGGUAAUGAAGGUGUAAAAGGUCUCAUUUUAAGCUAAUAUUUGGUAACCCUUCAG
Cheilinus undulatus (humphead wrasse) is the source of this 1872-nucleotide messenger RNA. RefSeq names its product cytoskeleton associated protein 4 (gene ckap4). The transcript is spliced from 2 exons. The record is from RefSeq and is a predicted model, not a curated record. NCBI's taxonomy places the organism in Eukaryota, Metazoa, Chordata, Actinopteri, Labriformes, Labridae. The coding region runs from base 67 to 1602 and encodes 511 amino acids.